This is a messenger RNA of Brienomyrus brachyistius, 2003 nucleotides long. Its product is annotated as 14-3-3 protein epsilon-like. Gene Ontology annotation, cellular component: cytoplasm. Gene Ontology annotation, biological process: signal transduction. Lineage: Eukaryota; Metazoa; Chordata; Actinopteri; Osteoglossiformes; Mormyridae. The coding region runs from base 184 to 906 and encodes 240 amino acids. The record is from RefSeq and is a predicted model, not a curated record. The transcript is spliced from 7 exons.
CUCAGUUCUAGGUUAGUUUCCCGGAUGGAGCCCCGUCGCCAUUUUUAGUUCAGUGCUGCCGGUAGAGUGGGGGACGCUGAGCCGUCGCUCCGCUUGGGAACUGACGACCGAUACACAGCCGCUCGCCGCAGAGCCGCCUUCCCUUCGCCUGCAGACAGCACCGCCUGGCCGGCUCCGAACGCCAUGGGAGACCGAGACGACCUCGUGUACCAGGCCAAGCUUGCCGAGCAGGCUGAGCGAUACGACGAAAUGGUGGAGUCCAUGAAGAAGGUGGCAGGUAUGGACGUGGAACUGACUGUGGAGGAGAGGAACCUGCUCUCCGUAGCGUACAAGAACGUGAUCGGGGCUCGCCGAGCAUCCUGGAGGAUCAUCAGCAGCAUUGAGCAGAAGGAGGAGACCAAGGGCGGCGAGGACAAGCUGAAGAUGAUCCGCGAGUACCGACAGACGGUUGAGACAGAGCUCAAGUCCAUCUGUAAUGACAUUUUGGAUGUACUGGACAAGCACCUCAUUCCCGCUGCGAACACAGGGGAGUCCAAGGUGUUCUACUACAAAAUGAAAGGCGAUUACCACCGGUAUCUGGCGGAGUUCGCAACGGGCAACGACAGGAAGGAGGCGGCGGAGAACAGCCUGGUGGCGUACAAGGCGGCCAGCGACAUCGCCAUGAUAGAGCUGCCCCCCACACACCCCAUCCGCCUGGGCCUCGCCCUCAACUUCUCCGUGUUCUACUAUGAGAUCCUGAACUCCCCCGACCGCGCGUGCAGGUUGGCCAAGGCGGCCUUUGACGACGCCAUCGCCGAACUCGACACAUUGAGCGAAGAAAGCUACAAGGACUCCACACUCAUCAUGCAGCUGCUACGUGACAACUUAACACUAUGGACUUCAGACAUGCAGGGAGACGAUUCCUAAGGAAAAACACUCCAUUCCCUCUAAAACUGUACUUUGUGAUGAACAGAAUAAAGAAGCACUGCAGGACGCUGAGGACGAGAAUCAGUGAGACGUCAUGGCCAACGCCCCCCCCCUCCCCCCCCCCCCCGACAGCUGCCGGUCUGACCCUGAGCUGUGGUUCUUCUCCCUCUCAGUGCCCCCACUUUAGUAUGUCUAUUUGUUUUUAAGUUUAUUUUUUACAACCUGUAUAGCUGAACGUUCCGGCCGGACGGGGCAGUGCAGACGCCUGCGACCGGGGGCUCCUGCGGCUCCCCCCCGCCUGCCGAGCCCAUCCCUCACAAACCGCCUCUUAGUUUUACCUGCCCCCGCCCCCCCCCCCCCAACCCCCCUCCUCGCCUCCUCAUUUUUAUCAGUUGCUGGAUGUAUUUUUGAGUAAUGUUCAUGUGAUUACACAAAUGAAUUUUUAUUACUGAAACAUCUACUAUAAUUACAUGUGGGGUACUGUAAUAUUUCUGUGUUAGUGCAAACAUCCGUUGCGGAAUUAGAAAAAUCAUCGAAGUUUUAAGCAGGGCAUUUGUGCGUGAAAACGAACGCAAGGCGCCCCCUUCUUUGGUAGUUACCUUUCUGUUACUGUGUCAGAGGAAUUUGCUGGAAUGCUGGUUGCCGGGCGAGAAGCGCCUCCGCCGUUCGCACCCAAACGGCGACGUGUCUGUGGUUUUUCAACUGUACUUUGUGCUGAAAUACUGUAACGGCGCGAUGCCUCCGAUGACCUCCAGGGGUCGCCAUUAGCGCUUUCCAAUAGUCACAAGGAUCCAGACUGCUCUGUUUUUUUUUCCUGUUUUCACAAAAGGCAGGUGUGUUGAUGCAAAGUUACGUUCAGGCCUGCAUGUGUUUAACCCACCAAGUCUGUGUUUUCGUCGUCCGCCGCCGCCUCUGCCACCCUUUUCUCCCUCCUUCUUUUUUCUCUCCUACACUCCUCUUUCAUUCAUGUGUAACUUGAAGCUAAUUUGUACUACUGGGUGUUUGACUGGAGCCACAGAUACAGUCUGUAUUGUUCUUACUGAAACACAGCAUGGAAUCAACAUUGAUCUCAGAAUAAAAAUGACGGAAAUAACCAA